Molecule: messenger RNA, 4514 nt
Organism: Hyla sarda
Lineage: Eukaryota; Metazoa; Chordata; Amphibia; Anura; Hylidae
Gene: RFX6
Product: regulatory factor X6
Exons: 19
Coding region: 1-2757 (918 amino acids)
Biological process (GO): regulation of transcription by RNA polymerase II
Molecular function (GO): RNA polymerase II cis-regulatory region sequence-specific DNA binding; DNA-binding transcription factor activity, RNA polymerase II-specific
Source: RefSeq, a predicted model, not a curated record
AUGCCUAUUGAACAGUUUUCUGAGUCUCAUGAGGGAGAGUGUCCUUUCCAGAACAGCGAAUCCCACACAAAAAAUAACAACCCAAGGAUAGACGACUGCUAUGGAACAAUGGUGGGGAAAGAGCUGCCAUUCUCUCAGGGAUUAUGCACUGAAGACGGAGAAGAUCACAUAAUGCUGACUCCAGAAGAAGAAGGGACAUCAAUUUGCAUUGGAAUAAAAACAGAACUGCACGUGGCAAAUGAAACGUUUUCAUCAGAGGAUGAAGAUCUGGAUAUAAUUUAUAGGACAACCAGUACAAUGUGCAACAAGGCAUCUCAGAAGAAAUCAAUCACACAAAUUAUUAAGGAUAAAAAGAAGCAGACGCAGCUUACUUUACAGUGGCUGGAAGAGAAUUAUAUAGUAUGUGAAGGAGUUUGCCUGCCUCGAUGCAUAUUGUAUGCACACUAUUUAGACUUCUGUAGGAAGGAAAAAUUGGAGCCAGCAUGUGCAGCAACAUUUGGAAAGACAAUCCGUCAAAAGUUCCCACUUCUGACCACAAGAAGAUUAGGCACCAGAGGACAUUCAAAGUACCAUUAUUAUGGCAUUGGAAUAAAGGAAAGCAGUGCCUAUUACCAUUCAGUGUACUCUGGAAAAGGGCUGACAAGGUUUUCUGGAAGCAAGCUGAAGAGUGAGGGUUGUUUCACUAGAAAAUAUUCUCUUAAUUCGAAAACCGGGACGCUUCUUCCAGAAUUUCCUAGUGCCCAACAUCUGGUUUUACAAGGAUCAUUGUCCAAGGAGAAGGUGGAUACUCUCAUCAUGAUGUACAAAACCCACUGCCAGUGUAUACUUGAUAAUGCUAUCAAUGGGAAUUUUGAGGAGAUCCAACACUUUUUAUUGCACUUUUGGCAAGGAAUGCCUGACCAUUUGCUACCCCUGCUUGAAAAUCCUGUAAUCAUUGAUGUAUUUUGUGUUUGUGACUCAAUUCUUUAUAAGGUUCUCACAGAUGUCCUUAUACCAGCAACAAUGCAGGAAAUGCCUGAAAGUUUACUAGCAGACAUAAGAAACUUUGCUAAACAUUGGGAACAGUGGGUGAUUUCAUCAUUGGAAAACCUUCCAGAAUGUCUCUCAGAAAAGAAAUUGCCUAUUGUCCGAAGAUUUGUGUCAUCAUUGAAAAGACAGACUUCAUUCUUGCAUUUGGCUCAAAUUGCUCGACCUGCAUUGUUUGAUCAGAACAUAGUGAACGCCAUGACAGUAGACAUUGAAAAAGUAGACUUGUAUAGUAUUGGUUCUCAGGCUCUUCUUAGCAGCAGUAAUGGGACUGACUCAGAUAUUGAUGUCUACACUGAGCUGUUUCAAGAACUGAAAGAUCUUUUAAAGAAAAAUGCAACAGUGGAAUCCUUUAUUGAAUGGCUUGAUAAUGUUGUUGAGCAAAGAGUUAUCAAGGCAAGCAAGCAAAAUGGAAAGUCACUGAAGAAGAGAGCUCAGGAUUUUUUGUUAAAGUGGAGUUUCUUUGGAGCAAGAGUUAUGCACAAUCUGACAUUAAACAAUGCAGCAAGUUUUGGCUCUUUCCAUCUAAUACGCAUGCUGCUUGAUGAAUAUAUACUCCUAGCAGUGGAGACACAGUUUAACAAUGAUAAGGAACAAGAACUCCAGAAUUUGCUGGAUAAGUACAUGAAGAAUGCAGAUGCUAGCAAAGCAACCUUUACUGCAUCACCAAGCUCCUGCUUUCUUGCAAGCCGAAGUAAAUCUGGUGGACUUUCAAAUGACCCUACAGUGAAGAACGAAUGCCUACAAGAACAGACAUAUUCCACUUUGUCACCAGACCAGCAUGCUCGUGGUUUACACUCUUUCUCAAAUGAAGAUAAUGAAACUAUUUCACUCACAGAUCAGAUGGAUGUAUCGCAAAGCACAUCUCAUCUUAUGACUCCACCUAUGUCACCUGCCAUACUCAAUCGAGGAAGUGUUAUAAACCAAGGACCAAUGGUUUUGAGGCCCUCCAGUGUGGGUCCUGGAUUAACAACUCAUUCUCAAGUUUCUUCUUUUUCUGAGCCACUUUACCACAAUCUUUCUGAACCCAACCAGAACUAUUUUGGAAAUGGUUCAAGCUAUCAAGCCAUGUUCAGAACUCAUACUCCAUCUGGGAACAUUCAGCAUAGGCUGGAUCAGAGUAGAUAUGCACAGCUAAAUGACCAACAAGUAUCACAGGAUUAUUUUGCCAGCAGUUGUGCAGGGACUCCAUUUACCACCCGUCCAUCAUCAAACUACAGGCCGUCAAACCCACAGGAAAUACAAGGAAUGCAAUUCUAUAAUUCAAGUGGAUUCAAUUUCAUAAACGGCACUACUUCUGGAAGCUGCCAAGGAGGAACAUAUUCUUCAAACACAUCUAAUGGUUACUUUGGAAACCAUUUAAACUAUUCAGAAUCCAAUCGGCUGGGUUCAAUGAUUGAUCAGCAUGUAUCAGUUAUUAGUAGCAUUAGUUCCAUUCGACCUUUGCAUUCCUUUAAUGAUAUCCAAGAUCCACUUAACAUAUUAGACGACAGUGGAAGAAAACAGACGGGAACCUACUAUGGCGAUACAUCCCUGCCCAUUCUUUGUCGCAGUUCAGUGGCUUCUAACAUGCAGAGUGGAAUAUCAGGUUCCACUUCUCAGUGCAUGUAUGGAACAUCUGGACAAUAUACUGGACAAGGAUCUGUAGAUUCCAAUGAAGCUGGAGACAUGGUGUCGUCUCUGCCUCCAAUCAACACAGUGUUCAUGGGAGCUGCUUCAGGAGGCACAUGAUGCCCGUGACUGUAAUAACGUUAAGAAUUUGAUGCUAAACAAGAUAAAAAUAAGGCAACAUAACAUUGGGCCCAUGACCGUCCCAUUGUAAGGAACAGAAUUCUGAAAACAGCAUGUCUGUUCUUAUGUAUGCAGCCCUUUGUGAUGGCAACAUAACCUUAGUGACAGAUUCCCUUUAAGACAAAGCAUGCUUAGCAGUUUUCCAUAUACCUUAAUUCCACUGCAUUUUCAGCCUAUUAAUGACCAGAAACUGAAAUUUUACAUUUGUUUAUUUGGGAGAUUUUUUUUGCCAGCAACUAUUAUUUAUGUUCGGUUACUAUCCUGUCUUCCAGUCUUCUUUGAGCUUACAGGAUAUAUUUUAUUGAUUUUAGUAAUAUAUCUGUCACUGUAGAUACAGCAAUUAAAUAUAACAUACAAAUGUCAAAAAGCUGUUGGUUCAAUGAAUAAUAUAGGUAACGGAGUUCUCCAAUGGGAAAUUUGACUGUAGAAAAUAGUAAAAUUGUUUCAUGGAGGUUUCAUAAUCCUAAAUUGACUUCUUAUGUCCAAAACAGUUUAACUCAUUAUUGUGACUAUUCUGAGUGACAUCCAAAAUAAAUUCUACCAACGUUAAUUCAGUCACUGCUACUAUUGGAUGUAUUUACAAAGUCAUAUGACUUCCUAUUUGAGAGGUACUGAGAUAACCCAACAUAGAGUAUCUUCAUGACCCUAGGGCAAGUUGGACUUUUUCUACACUUUUUCUAUGUAUUUGUUACCUUGUUCUACACUCCAUUGUAUUGUCUGUUGGAAACCUGUCCACAAGAUUCCUAACAUAAUAAACCAUGAACCUUAAAUUACAACUGUCACAUGAAAUCAGCAUAUAUAACUGUCUACACUAAGAAAGCAUUUAAAGCUGUUUCCAUGUAUUAUGUAACCAUACCUUUGGCUAUUUAUUCUGUGGCUUUAUCUCCAUAAAAAAUACUUUAUUUAGUGGUCAUGAAUGGUCGGAGAGGCGUGGCCAGUGGUCCGCAAUGCCCCGGGUCUGCCAUGCCCCUAUGUCACUCCAUUGCUGCUGUGUAAUUGACAUACAGGUCCACUACACAUGCGCGGUCAAGAUUACGAGGCUCGCUCCCUGCCUCUAGUCUCAGGACUUCUCUGCGCACCACCGGCUAUUGUAUUCCUGCUGGAGCUGCACAGGUCCACCAUGCAGAGAAGUCCUGACACAAAGGGCAGGAAGCGAGUGCAGUAAUAAUGAGCGACAGCUCACGGCAUGGGCAUUGGACCAAUGUGUCAAUCACACAGCGGUCAUGUAGUAAAAUGUGGGAAAAGAAGUGUGGCAGAGCUGGGGCAGUACAAACACCUGGCCACACAUCUGACUGUUCCUGGCUGCAUUAUACAUGGAAAUGUGUGGACAGCUAUAUAUGCCGAUUUCAUCCAACAGUUGCACUUUGAAUGUUUAAUUUUAAAUGUGUAUCAAAUCAUAGUGAAUAUUUACAAGUGUACAUUUCACUAAAUGAAAUGUGAUCUAAUCAGAUCUUAUCUUGAGAUCUCAUUGACUUAUUUGGUGUACAUAUACUUGUAAAUAAAUGUCUAUUUGUAAAUAUAUACAUAUUUAAAUGUCUGUAUAAUAUUAUUUUUAUUUAUUAUACCUAAAGGGUAUCCAUUUGCUAGGAUUUGCCUGACACACAGUCAGGGUGUGUUUUAUUCUACCUCCUAUGGAACUGUUUACAUGAAAGAUACUAGCUACCAAUGUAUGUCUAUCUGCUGUUUAUUAAAUUCUU